CACAUUCACGCCACAAUACAAGGUGAAGACCCCACUUAACCCAGGUCUAGCUGAGUGAGUACGGACACCGGGGAAGGAAUCUGGAAACAUCUCACUAUAUCUUCUUAAUUCAAGAGGCAAACAGCAAAUUUCAGAGAUUCACCAUGAGACAUCUUGUUUUUCUUCUCUUACUUUUUUCUGUGUGCUUCUUCACUUUGAGUGAAGUUGUAGAUAAUAAUUUUAGUAAAUGCAAUGAGUUCUUUUUGAACAAUGCACCUCCUGACUUCACACCACCAGCGAGCGUCUCAGUCAAGCCCAUCUGUCAGUGUGUUUGGGUUGAGGAAAAUAAGAAACCUCAGAAAAAAUAUAUGUAUGCAACUUUGUACAGCACAACCUGGAAGAUCCCUGUCUACUCUGCAUAUGUGUUUGCCAGCCCAAAUGUUAUGAGACAAGACCUAUGGUACAUUGAACCUCAGCUGGAUGGAGAUUCUGAGCCAUGUAUGGGUCCUCAAGGCAGUGAUGACAAUAUUGGCCCUAAUCAGGCUGUUAAUGAUGAUUAUAAGAACAACAAAAAAUAUAACAAAGGUCACCUCUAUCCUGUGCUCCACACCAACAAUCGUCAUUCAAUGCUGGCCACAUCCACACUGACCAACGCGGCUCCACAGGAUUCAACUUUCAAUAAGAACGCAUGGCUGGGACAUGAGAGAUCUGUAACUGAAGACCUGAAAUCCUGUGUUAAGGCCUAUGUGGUGACUGGUGUAGUUCCUGACAUGAAUGCACCUAAACUGAAUAAUAGAGUCUAUGUGUCAAAGUAUUACUGGAGAGCCACCUGCUGUCUGAAGAACAAUCAGUACAUAGGGAAGGGCUAUUAUGGACCGGACAACAACGGAAAAGUGCAGGAAUUAAAAAUAAAAGAGCUUCAGCACAAGCUCAAUGGUUUUUACCAAAUACAAAAUUUUGAAGUUUUUCCAAGCGUACCAAAGCCACCUAAACAAGCCAAAAUCGACUCUCCGUGUAACUAAAAAACGGCACCUAAUCCAGUUUCAUUGCAGCUAAUAUAUCAGACACCAAUGAUCUUGGUCUAAUGUUCAUGUUUAUCUACUAUCCUAUUCCUUCUGACUUCUGAAAAAAAGGCUUAUUUUUAGACAGGCUUAAAAAAAGGAUAUUAUUUGAAAUGUCAGGUGAUUCUAAUGCUUGUUACUAGUCAAUAAACAAAAAAGCACUGUAAACAUGUUAUGUUCAUUUUACUCAAUAAAAUUGAGGCAACUUUUUGUAUCAGC
Messenger RNA from Carassius auratus (goldfish), 1259 nucleotides. RefSeq names its product endonuclease domain-containing 1 protein-like. Gene Ontology annotation, molecular function: nucleic acid binding; metal ion binding; hydrolase activity. Lineage: Eukaryota; Metazoa; Chordata; Actinopteri; Cypriniformes; Cyprinidae. Bases 144 to 1001 code for a protein of 285 amino acids. The record is from RefSeq and is a predicted model, not a curated record. The transcript is spliced from 4 exons.